Messenger RNA from Melampsora larici-populina 98AG31, 1200 nucleotides. RefSeq lists its product as uncharacterized. The record is from RefSeq and is a predicted model, not a curated record. Lineage: Eukaryota; Fungi; Basidiomycota; Pucciniomycetes; Pucciniales; Melampsoraceae. The transcript is spliced from 3 exons. The coding region runs from base 206 to 394 and encodes 62 amino acids.
GUACCAGUCCACACAUUGAACCACACUACCAAUCAUCAUCGGUUGAUUGUAGUCUCAACGCUAAGGACUUUGGAGGAUCUUUUAAGUCAACUCACGUUGCCUCUCGAUUGGCUACAUGACAUCCGAUUCCUCAUCCUCAUAAUGAUUCUUACUCUCAGAUCUGAAUUAGAUGUGGCUUGAGUCUGACUUUCAAAAGAAUUCCACCAUGGCAUUCAAUUCCACUCCUUCUCGAAACAACGAUCACCACUACCACUGCCACUACCACCACCACUACCUGAACAAUCAAGAUCAAAGAUGGGCCAAUCUUCAUUCAACUUUUAUGAAUCAGAUCAAUCAUCAUUCUCAAUUCAAUCCAUUGAUUUCACUAAUCAAUAAUCAACAAAAGCAUUUUUAAGACUUUUAUUCAUCGUCUUCUAUUGUUUUGAUGAUUCAACGCACAUCUGGUUAUUGAACUCUUAUCUCAUUUGACUCAUUAGAUCACGAUUGCUACUACUAGAGGCAGUCAAUCGGAAGUAGAAACAGUUACGCGCUGAAUUAGAGGCAAAGGAAGCUUUGAUUGAGAAAGAAGAAGCUGAACUUGACCACGCUCAAGAUUCGUUAGAAGAUGAAACUCAAGCCCAAUCUCCGAACCUUGUCAAAGCGUAACCGCUCAACCAUUCGAGCAAUUGAAAACAACAUCACUGGCUACCAAUACACUCAUUAUCACUUCUUUACCAUCAGCCUUGUAUCAUCCAUCUUUUCGUAUGGACCUUUAGCUGCUUGGAUUUUUAACUAGUCUCGGUCGUAUCUUGGUGGUCUAUCACAGAUGGAUCGUUUUGUAAUAGAAGCGGGCGGCGAUCCACCGACGGCUUCAGAAACAGAGCUUGAAGAGUUUGUUCAAACCUUACCCAAGUAUAUUGUUUAUACCUUGUUGGUGUCAAUUCAACUUCUCCUCAUCAUCAUCAACUAAACUCUUAUUCACUUUCAAAUCUCAUGCUUCCAUAUCAAUCUGGCUCUAAUCUUCAUCGUCCAAGUAUUGAUUCUUGUAAACAAAUCCAAUUUUUUCUUGUAAAUCAUAAUUGACAAUGAUAAAUUUGUACAUCAUAAUUGAUGAUGAAUAAAGAAGUAAUUAGCUAGAUAUUGAAAAAAAAACAAGAUUGAUUUUGUACAAAUUUGAUUAAAUUUUCUUUUAAUUGAUCUUUAGUUAAAUUAGGAAACUUU